Molecule: messenger RNA, 1293 nt
Organism: Cimex lectularius (bed bug)
Lineage: Eukaryota; Metazoa; Arthropoda; Insecta; Hemiptera; Cimicidae
Exons: 6
Coding region: 530-1135 (201 amino acids)
Source: RefSeq, a predicted model, not a curated record
UAUAUUAUUUAUUUACAUAGAAUCAGCAUAUGCAACAGAAACGGCUAGACUUCAAAUUUCAAAAUAACUAAUUUCCUUUUCUUAAAGUAGGACUCUAGUAAACUUGCAUAUCAAUUAUUUUUACAAAAGCUUUGAAUAUUGUUUGAGUGUAGAGUACAACAGAAAAAUAUGAUAACUAUAAGUGGUAUUACCUAAAAAAUAAUAUAAGUGCUAAAAUAAUUAAAGGAUGGAUGACUCAACCAAGACAACCUAAUUUGAAAACUGUUUAUAGAAAGAGAAUUGAAAGCAAUAUUAGUGUCUUCACAUGCACUCUUUAUUUUUUCCUUAACCAACUUGGGAUUCUGGGUACACCAUCUCUCCCACUUUCCUCAAACAUUUUGCACUCAAUCAUCUUUUGUAAAAUAAGAUUGUUUCCCCACCACUAGUUAUACUUGAGAUAAAGCAUUAUCUUUUUAGAAUUAAAAAAUCCUGUUUAAAUUGUAUUGGACUACAGUGGCCAAGCUAAAACAAAGAGAGCUCUUGCAAAAGAAUGUCCAGGUUCACAAUAAUUUUUACAUUCAUCGCAUGUUUUAUGACACUUUUCAAAAUAAAAUGUGAUGGCAUGCCACAAUUUGAGAUGUACAUUAAAGGAGGAAAUGCACCAAUGUGUAGAGCGUACAUCAUCGGCGAUUUCUGGGCGCUUACAACAAAAUUUUGUGUUUUGAACAAAGAUGUCAACUCGUUAGCACUGUUUAAUUUUGCUGGAGCUAUAUUUCACCCUGUAAAAAACAUGGAUACUACAGGCUCUAAAUUCUCACACCUGGACAUUGCUCUUCUCAAGGUAGAAAAAUCAAUGGUAGAGCAAGGUAUGGUGGUAAUAUCGCCUGAUAUGCCUCAAGAAGGUGCUCAGCUGUACGAGUCGGUAAAAUUGAUUAACACUACAGUAAUCAGCUAUGACAACUGCACAAAAAUCUAUGGCAACUUCUCAGGGACAUUCUGUUCUACUCAAAAUUCAAUUAUACAGCCAAGCAGCGGCUUGUUUGAAAAUGGUAUGCUGACAGGGAUAUCUAUCUCAUACGGGAGAGUAACCAAUUCAGUAUCCGCUGCAUACGUAACAAGCUGGAUCCUCGAUACAAUGAGUGAAAUCAAGCAAUAGAUUUUUUUUUAGUUUAACUUUUUUUUAAUGUAAACCUUUAUGAAUAAAUUUGUGUUUAUAACAACUUUUUUUUUUACAUGGAUAUAACCAUAUCCAAGAUGUAUAUUUCAAACAAUUCCUUAUAAUUCAAUUUACAAAUUUAAAAUUUAAAAAAAAAA